UUAUAUUAAGCGGUAGAUAGAAUAAUAUAUUCGAAUUUAAUGGGCUGAAACAGGGGAGGGAAUGAAAAACAUUAGAAUUUUAUACACGUGUCAGAAACCCAAAGCGGGGGAGGCCCCACCGUGAAGGGAGGAAGGCACAGACGGGAGCCCACCACCAUCACCACCAGUCAAGCAGCAGUAGUAUCUCCACCUUCCCCCACAAGCAGGGGCCGCAUACAACAUCAUUCCAUUUCUCUUCGUCUCCUUCUUCAUCUUCACCAAAACUCCCCUCAACUAAAAUAGUAUCAAACUAUCGAUAAAUAAAAAAAGCUUCCGCCCCCUGAAUUCAUGAUGAUCAUACUUUGAUUACCCCCAUUACUACUUUCUAACUGCGUAUAUAUAUCUAUAUAUAUAUAUAGCUCUACUAAUACGGCUGGUAAAAGCGAUUCAUUCACUAACUACUACUAUAAUCCAACAAACCAUAACUUUCACUUAAUAUACUAUAUAAAAAUUCCAUUCCGUACUAUUUCUUAUUAAUAUAUUGGCAAGAUUUCUUUUCUUUCCUUUCUUUUUUAGUUUUUUUCCUUCCAAUUUGCGCGUAAGAUUUUCAUUACUUUUUUUUUUUAAUUUGGUUUUUUUUUGAGGGUGGUUUAAUUAAUCUUUCUUUUGAUUGUGGCUAUGCCGACGCCGGUAGCCACGGCCAGGCAAUGCUUAACAAGGGAGGCAGAGCUGGCUCUAGACGAAGCAGUGGCCGUCGCCCGCCGCCGCGGCCAUGCCCAAACCACUUCACUUCACUUGGUUUCAUCUCUGCUUUCCCUUCCUUCUUCUUCAAUCCUACGUGAAGCUUGUUCCCGUACCCGUAACAAUGCCUACUCCACCCGUAUCCAAUUCAAAGCUCUGGACCUCUGUUUAGGUGUUUCCUUAGACCGCCUCCCUUCUUCCAACUCCCGGGUCGACGACCCGCCGGUCUCCAACUCCCUCAUGGCCGCCAUUAAGCGAUCUCAGGCUAACCAGAGAAGGCAGCCUGAGAAUCUUCAUUUCUAUCACCAUCAACAACAAUAUCAGCAGAAUCAGCAGAAUCAGAUGGUUCUGAAUGCGUCUCCUUCCUCUUCGUCGUCAUCGUCGAUUUCUGUCGUGAAAGUUGAGCUGCAGAAUCUGAUUUUGUCCAUCCUGGAUGACCCGGUUGUGAGCAGAGUAUUUGGGGAAUCCGGGUUCAGGAGUUGUGAAAUUAAGCUUGCUAUACUCAGGCCGGUCCAUCAGCUUUUCAGGUACUCAUCAAGGUAUAAAGGGCCACCCGUGUUUUUGUGUAAUUUGAGUGGUGGUGAUAAUAUUAUUAAUGAUCCACGCCCAAGGGGGUUCAGCUUCUCUUACACGGGGUUUUCAGGGGUUUUAGAUGGGGAGGAAAAUUACCGGAGAAUCGGGGAAAUUAUGGCCAGGAAAGAUGGAAAAAGGAAUCCUUUACUUGUGGGUGUUUCUGGUUACGAAACUCUGAUGAGCUUCUUGGAUAUGGUCCAGAGGAGAAGAGGAAGGACGAUUUUGCCUCUGGAGGUUUCCGGAUUAGGGGUGGUUUCUGUAGAGCACGAGGUGCUCAAGUUCAUUAGUGGGAAUUAUGAGGAAGAAUCGCUGAAACUGCGAUUUGAGGAGAUUGAAAAAAUGGUUGAAAAUUGUAUUGGACCUGGUGUUGUGGUUAAUGUGGGUGACAUAAAGUCGAUCUCCGGCUAUGAUGAUGAAGCCUCAUCAUCAGUUGAUGCUCUGAGGUUUGUAGUUGGGGAGCUGACAAAAUUGUUGGAGAUUCAUGCAGGGAAAGUCUGGUUGAUUGGUGCAGCAGCAAGAUACGAGACGUAUUUGAAGUUCUUAAAUACGUUUCCCUCUGUUGAAAAAGACAUGGAUUUGCAGCUUUUGCCUAUCACCACUGCUAUGAGAUUUUCUGUGGGAGAGUCAUACCCGAGAUCCAGCUUGAUGGAGUCUUUUGUUCCGUUUGGUGGUUUCUUUUCCAGUCCUCCUGAGCCAAAAAGCUCAUUCAUGACUGGCUUUGACCAAAGUGUGUGUCAGCUCUGCACUGAUCAGAAGUGCGAAGAAGUUGAUGUUCAAGCAAAUGGAGGGAUCAUGGCCAAUGAUCGUCAUCAAUCUUCUUGGCUCAACUCCAGCCCCCUCACGGCAUACAAUAGCUUGGACAUUAUGAAGGCUCAAGAUGACAGCGCGUUUUCGUGUACUAAAGUUGCAGGAUGCCGACAUUUUCCCUGGAGCCAAACAUCACCAAAGGACGCUGAAAGCAGCCAAUUAGGAUCUCAAAUUACAUCCGUAGUUGGGUUUCAGGUUCCUGAAGCUGGAAAAUCAAACCCCAAAAAUGACUCCAUGAGCCCUGGUAGCACAUCUUCAACACCAAACGACAGCAGGGAGACAAAUUCUUCCAUGUCAAGAGACUCCCAGCAAUUUUCAGCUCCAAAAGUAAGCAGUCCAACAAGUUUACUUUCAAAACGCAGCAAUGUGGACCUUUGCGAAAACUCACCAAAAGUGUCAAGGGACCAAAGCCAUCGUUCUCCUAUCAGUUUGACCAAAUCUAGGGUCCGGGAUGGCUUCGCUUCGCCGGCCUCUGCAGAUUCACAGACUUUUGAUCUGAAUUUAGGGAUCAACGGCCCUUCCGCGAGCAGACAACAUUUCAAGCCUAGUACAAGUGAUGGUUGCUUACGUCUAGUUCAGAAGUUCUCGUCCUGCUUGUAUUCUGAUCCUGACGAUAUCAGCAGAAAUAUCUCAGUCAAUCCAAGUAAAAGCUCAACUUAUUCCCAUAAUAUCAAGGGUCAAGUUGAUGUACAAGAUUUCAAGAGCCUUUACAAAGCUCUAGUGGAAAGAGUAGGCAGGCAAGAGGAAGCGGUUGAAGUUAUUAGCCAAACAAUAACUCAUUGCAGGAUGACAAAUGAAAGGCGCCAUGGUGUAAACCGUGGAGAUAUAUGGUUUAAUUUUAUUGGACCUGAUCGUUUGGCCAAGAAGGAGAUUGCCUUAGCACUUGCUGAAUUCCACGGGAGCAGAGGAAAUCUAAUCCAUUUGGAUCUCGCUUCCCAAAUCCCUUCGAAUUCUGAUGAUGUUCAGGGGAGUAGGAAUUCUCAUCAUUCUGUCUACCGCGGAAAGAGCCACGUCGAUUACAUUGCCGAGAAGCUGUGCAAGAGACCUUUUUCUGUUCUUCUUCUUGAAAAUGUUGACAGAGCUGAUUGUCUGGUUCAAAGUAGCUUGUCCAAAGCUGUGAAGACAGGAAGGUUCUCAGACUCGCAUGGAAGAGAGUUUGGAAUUGGUAAUGCUAUAUUUUUGACAACUUCAGGUCUCAAAAGUGGUGAAGCGAUUAUGCCUGUAGGAGCAGAGGACUAUUCUGAGGAAGAUGUUUCAAGUGUGAAGGGCUCACCAAUCCAAAUGAUGAUAGGAUUUGAUCUUGGAGAUUAUACAGCUGAAUCAGGCUUAAGUACUUUAUGCAGCUCUAAGCGGAUAUUUGUGAACAAAAGAAAGCUGAUUGGCAAAACUGAAACUUCAGAUCAAUGUGACAGUUUGGAGAUGGUAAACCGAGCCCACAAGGCAUCGAAUACGUCGCUGGACUUGAACUUUCCUGCUAAAGAGGGCGAAGUCUGCGACGCUGUUUCAUGGGAAUGUUCCACGAGCUGGUGGGAAGAUUUCCUAGGAGAAGUAGAUGCCACAGUGACAUUCAAACGUUGUGAUUUCGAUGCAAUAUCGCGACAAAUACUGGAGGAUAUCAGCGAAUGCUUUCAACGAGUCGUGGCCUCAGAUUGUUCGCUGGAGAUUGAUUCCAGGGUUAUGAUUCAGCUUGUGGCAGCUGCAUUUUUGAAAGACAAGAAGGCGGUGCAGAAAUGGGUUCAAUGUGUUCUGAGCAAAGGAUUUGAAAUAGCUCAGGAGAAAUAUAGCCUGAAUGGUCGUUCCACAGUCAAACUCUCUGUCCGAGAGGAGAUGAUUCUUGUAGAAGAAGAACAACUGCCAUCUGAAUUGCUUCCUUCUGCAAUUAUACUACACUAAUUUCCUCGUUUGUUUUAGCAAAGAAAUCAGUCGCAUAAUGCUACUGAGUGUUCCUGGUAAUGAACCUCAAGUAGUGUACUAAUAAUAAUAUAAGACUAUACUGUACGUAGCAGUUAAGAGUCGGAAGACCAGAACUUUGGAUUUCAGGAUCUGAUUAAUUACGGUAGGAUGCAGUAAAAGGCCAUUUUGGUUGGUCCUUGUGGAUAAUAUGAUGUACUAGUACCUCAUUUGGUGUACAUUCAGCUUGAGUUAAAAGAAUUUAUUAACUUCUGCUAUUCCAGUUAUUAAAAUUGAGCUG
Messenger RNA from Oldenlandia corymbosa var. corymbosa, 4291 nucleotides. The record is from the annotation of a GenBank genome assembly. NCBI's taxonomy places the organism in Eukaryota, Viridiplantae, Streptophyta, Magnoliopsida, Gentianales, Rubiaceae.